Vigna unguiculata (cowpea) is the source of this 10348-nucleotide messenger RNA. RefSeq lists its product as uncharacterized. The record is from RefSeq and is a predicted model, not a curated record. Lineage: Eukaryota; Viridiplantae; Streptophyta; Magnoliopsida; Fabales; Fabaceae. Gene Ontology annotation, molecular function: ADP binding; ATP hydrolysis activity.
GCCGCUGAAAGUCAUUCUCUGAGCUGCAUUACACAUGAGUGAAACUUUCUCAAACAAAAGUGUGUGAAAUAUAUAUCCUUUAACUCAAUCGAGAGCGCUGGUGGGAAUCAUUUCUGUUAGUACUCUCCUCUUUCUCAUAUGCUCUCGGUAUUCUCUUACAGUGUUGCUCGGUGUUACGCUUGGGAACAAUGGCAAGUAAAUGCGAAUCACAACUUAAUUAAGGUUAUCCAUUUCCAAUAACAGUUUUACACAGCAGCAGCGGCAGUUCUUCAACGAGGGGAAUAUUCAGAAAGGGAAAGAGAACGGAAAAGGAGAAAAGAAAUGGCAAAGGGAGCGCUUGAUGGUUAUGAAUAGGAGAUUUCUUAUUCUUAGGUUGUCUCACAUUCAAGGUUCCAAGGAUGGAUUGUUUGGGGCCUUUUGGCAAAGCUGCUGAAGGAGCGAUUGAUAUUGUAUGGAAACAUGGUGUUCGACAUGUGACUUACAUUAUCAAUUACAAGCAAAAUGUCCUUGAACUAAAUGAUAGUGCUAAGGAUCUUGGAUUUGAAAAAGAGAGGAUAAAUCAUCAACGUGAUGAGGCUGAGAAAAAUUUAAACAACAUUGAAGGUAAGGUUACGGAAUGGGUUCGAAAAGUGAGUGAAAUUGAGACCGUAAUCGAUGAGUUUGAGAAUGACGAUGGCCACAAAAGGGCCCGAUCGCCUAAUUGUUAUGUUUUUCCAUACUUGUGGAAUAGACACAAGUUAGGAAGAAAAGCAAAGAAGAUGGAAGUGGAUGUUAAAAAAUUAAUUGAUGAGUCCCCUGAGUUUGAUGAAGUUUCCUAUAGGCAAAAUAUAACAUCUAAUGAUGCCACACUAUAUAAUUAUGGCUUUGUUGAAUUUGGUUCUACAAAAUCUACAAUGGAAAAAGUAAUGAGACAACUUGAAGAUUCGAGUGUUAGAAUGAUUGGAUUGUAUGGGCCAGGGGGUGUGGGUAAGAGCACUUUAGUCAAAGAAAUUGCAAGGAAAGCUAAAGACGAGAAGUUGUUUGACGUGGUGGUUAAGGUUGAAAUAACAGUCAAUCCGAAUGUACAGAAAAUCCAAGAAGAAAUUGCCUACGUGUUAGGAUUAAGACUUGAAGGGGAAGGUGAAAAUGUGAGAGCUGAUUGUCUACGAAGGAGGUUAAAGAUAAAAAAAGGGAGCACCCUUUUAAUCUUGGAUGACCUUUGGGACAAAUUAGACCUAAGCAAGUUAGGGGUUCCACUUGAUGAUGAUGAUGACGAUGAUUUAAGUAAUGAUAAAGUGUUGGAAAAAGACGAUAAUAACAAGGAUCCCAAUCGUAAAGUGUUAAAAAAAGAAAAAAUCCUUGGUGGGGUCAAGGGGUGCAAAAUUUUACUAACUUCACGUGACAAAAAAGUAUUGUGUGAUGAAAUGGAUGUAAAGUCGACUUUUUGUGUAAAAGAAUUAGAUGACAAGGAUGCUUUGAUGUUGUUCCAAAAGUUGGUUGGAAUACAUAAUGAAAUAUCUGAUUCUAAACAAGAAAUUGUGAAGAAGUAUUGUGCAGGAUUACCCAUGGCAAUAGUUACAGUUGCAAGGGCACUCAAAAGUAAGAGCGAGUCAGUAUGGGAAGCUACACUAGAAAAACUUAAAAAGCAAGAAUUGGUGGGAGUGCAGAUAUCUAUGGAUAUUUCAGUGAAGAUGAGUUAUGACCAUCUAGAAAAUGAAGAAAUCAAGUCAAUUUUCUUACUUUGUGCUCAAAUGGGUCAUCAGCCACUAGUUAUGGACUUAGUGAGGUAUUGUUUUGGUUUGGGUUUACUUGAAGGUGUCUCUUCACUCUGGGAAGCUCGGGAUAGAAUUAAAACAUCAAUUCAAAAGCUAAAAGACUCAGGCUUGUUGUUGGAUGGAAGUUCUAAUAAUCAUUUCAAUAUGCAUGACAUGGUUCGAGAUGCUGCUUUGUCCAUAGCCAGCAAGGAUAGAAAUGUUUUUACUCUACGAAAUGCCAAACUAGACGAUUGGCCUGAAUUUGAGAGUUGCACUUCAAUUUCUAUAUGUAAUUGUGAUAUCAUUGAUGGGCUUCCUGAAGUCAUAAACUCUCCUCAACUUAAAUUUUUCCAAAUAGAAACUAAAGAUACAUCCUUAAUAAUACCUGAGAAUUUCUUUGAAGGAAUGAAAGAUCUCAAAGUUCUAAUAUUGACAGGUUUUCGUCUAUCAAGACUACCAUCUUCAAUUAAAUGCCUAUUAAAGCUUAGAAUGCUUUGUUUGGAGCGAUGCUAUGUAGAUGACAACUUAUCUAUUGGAGAGCUGAAAAAAUUAAGAAUUCUCAGCUUCUCUGGAUCUCAACUUCAAAAUUUUCCAAUUGAGUUAGGGUGCUUGGAUAAGUUACAACUGCUAGACAUCAGUGAUUGUUCCAUAGAGACUAAUAUUCCACUUAAUCUUCUAUCAAGUUUGAAACAUUUAGAAGAGCUGUAUAUAAGAAAGAGCUUGAUCAAAAUGUUGGCAGAAGGAGAGACAAGCCAAUAUCAAAAAUUAUUUUUUUCUGAGCUAAAGAAUUUGUGUGAGUUGAAAGUGGUGGACUUAAGCAUCCCAUGUGCUACAGUUUUGCCCAAUCACUUGUUCUUUGACAAGUUAAAAGAUUACAAAAUUGUGAUUGGAGACUUGGAAAUGUUUGGAGACUUUAUCAUGCCUGAUAAGUAUGAAACAUUCAGAGUUUUGGCAUUGCAAUUGCAUGAUAACACUAACAUUCACUCCCAGGAAGACAUAAAAUCAUUGUUUAAAACAGUACAAAGUUUGUUGUUGGGAAAAGUCAAUGGUGUUCAAAAUGUUGUUAGUGAUUUGAAUAUAGAUGGAUUUCCAGAUCUAAAGCACUUAUCCAUCAUAAAUAACAAUCACAUCAAAUGUGUUAGUUCAUCAAAAUUCUUUAAUAGUGCGGAUGUUUUUCCAAAUUUGGAAUCUCUAUGCCUCUACGGUCUGGGGAACUUAGAGAUGAUAUCUUAUGGUCCUAUUACAGUUGCGUCAUUCGCUAAAUUGAAAGCCAUUAACGUCAAGAUGUGUUAUCAAUUGAAGAAUCUCUACUCCGUAUACAAUUUUAAAUUUUCUACUAGUGGGAAAAUAUGUGAGAUUUCUGAAUGUAAUUUCAUGGAUCAAUUUCGUGCUAGUGUAGAAAUAAUUGAGGUUUGUGAAUGUGGAUCUUUAAAGGAGAUUCUUCAAAUACCAAUGGAUUAUGGUAAGGUUGAGUUUCUUAAGUUGCACACUUUGACACUCCAAUCGUUACCAUCAUUUACAUCUUUUUAUACCGAAGUGAAGACGUCUUGCUCACCACAUCCGGCAGAGCCUCAAACUACAAGUUAUGGUAAUAGAGAAAUUACCAGUGAAGAUGAACAAAGUGUCAAGACACCUACUGUUUUUGGUGAACUGGUUGAAAUUCCAAACUUAGAGAGCUUGAAUUUAUCUGCACUCAACAUUCAUAAGAUAUGGAGUGACCAACCCUCGUCAAGCUUUUGCUUUCAAAACUUGAUAAAAUUAGUUGUGAAAGAAUGUGAUAAAUUGACAUAUCUAUGUUCAUUAUCUGUGGCUCACAGUUUGAAGAAGCUAAAGAGCCUCGUCAUAAUUGAGUGUGCAAUUAUGGAGAAGAUUAUUGAGACGAAAGGAAACAUUCUAGAAAAGGUUUGUGUUUUCCCAAAGUUAGAGGAAAUUCACCUUACCAAAAUGAAUGCAUUAACAGAUGUGUGGCAAACCAACGCGAGUGUGGAUUCUUUUUCUAGUCUCAUUUCUGUGACCAUUGAAGAAUGCAAUAAACUUGACAAGAUUUUUCCAAGUCACAUGGAAGGAUGGUUUGAAAGUUUGGAGAACUUGAGAGUUUCUAGAUGUGAGUCGGUGGAAGUGACUUUUGAAAUCAAUGAUUCUCAAGAAAUAGAUGCAUCUGGAGGGAUAGACACAAGUUUGCAAGUAAUUCUUCUUAACGACCUACCAAAGUUGAAACAAUUGUGGAGUAUAGAUCCAGAUGGAAUUCUUAACUUCAAAAAGUUGCGGACCAUAGAAGUAUAUAGUUGUGGUGAACUUAGGAAUUUGUUUCCAGCUUCUAUUGCCAACGAUGUUCCUAAGCUUGAACGCAUGUCAGCAUUGUAUUGUGAGAAUAUGGUAGAAAUUAUUGCAAGUGAAGAUGCAUCAGAAGAUGACAAAGAUCCAUUAGUGUUUCCUGAACUAACAUAUAUGAGAUUAUAUUGGCUACGAAACAUCAAACAUUUCUACAAGGGGAGACGUCCUAUAAAGUGUCCAAAGUUGAAGGAGUUUAGCAUAGACAACUAUGUGAACAAAUUUAUCAAAGAAACCAGUAAAACAAAUGAAGAGGAAAAUUUUGUUUUUUCAGCUCAAGAGGUAUUCUCCAACUUGGAGUGUAUGGAAAUUGACUUCUACCAAGCACAAAAAUUGUUACCCAAGUUCCAAAUGCACCGUCUAAAAGAACUUAGUUUGAUUUCAGUAAAAAGUGUAAAUCUUCUCCACCAAUUUCCGUAUGCAAUGCCGAAUCUACAAAAGCUAAAAUUGUUUUCCUCUUAUGGUGAAGAUUUAGUGGCAAGUGCAAACUCUGUGCCACAAAAUGGAUUGGGAAUCGUAUUAGAGCUGAAGGAAUUGGUUAUGCAAUUUUUAGGGAUAAAAGAUCUAGGAUUAGGACAACUUCCGGUGCUACGAAAGCUAGAGUUUUUAAGCUUAGAACAUUGCGACGAAUUGAAGAAUUUAGGUCCUUCCUCUGUAUCAUUGACUUACUUGACACAUUUGGAACUGAAGUCCUGUCAAGGAUUAAGAAAUUUAAUGGCAUCCUCCACAGCUAAAAGCAUGGUUCAACUCAAGACCAUGAAGGUAAUCGAUUGUGAUGGCGUGGACCAAAUAGUUAGUAAUGAAGGAAGCGAAGAAGUCAAUGAGAUGAAAAUUGUAUUCCCCAAAUUGAUUUCUAUAGGACUUGUGGGGCUAAAGAACAUGACAAGUUUUUGUCGUUCCAAGGAGUUUGAAUUUGAAUUCCCAUCACUCGAAAUAUUGAUUGUAAGAGAAUGUCCAAAGAUGGAGAGAUUCAGUGAAAGAAAAUCAAUAACACCAAAGUUAAAGAAUGUGUUUGGUGUGGAAGGAGAUGAAAAAACCAAAUGGCAAUGGGAAGGUGACUUGAACGCCACCAUACAGAAGGUUUUCAAUGAUAAGGUCACUUACGCAUACACUGAGCAACUAGCUCUGGGUCGUUUCAGUUAUACUGAAUUUAUACAGCAAAUAUGGCAUGACAGUCAUUCGGUGCACCAAAGUAGCUUUCGCUCUUUGAAAAGGUUGUCGGCAUACAAAGUGAAUCUACUACGUGUUAUUCCAUCUCAUUUACUUUCUUGCUUUGAGAAUUUGGAAGAGUUAGAUAUACGGAGUUGCAGUGCAACACAGUUCAUAUUUAAUAUCAAUGAGAACAGGGUGAGAAAACCUUCGGGAAUAUUCCGUUUGAAAAGUUUGUAUUUAUUUAAUCUACCAAAACUGGAGCAUGUAUGGGACAAGGAUCCGAAGGGAAUUAUUGGCCUUAAAGUGCUAAAGGAAGUUCGUGUUUCAAGAUGUGAGUGUCUUAAAAGUUUAUUUCCAGCAUCGGUGGCCAAAGAUCUUACCAGACUUGAGGUGCUUGAGGUAACAGAGUGUGAGGAAUUGGCAGAAAUAUUUUGGAAGGAUGAAAAGGGUGAAGAAGGAGAAGGAACAACACCACAGUUUGUGUUUGCUCGUCUCACCUCAUUGACGCUAAAACAACUGCCAGGCUUCAAAUACUCUAUCCGCUGCUCCAAAGAAGAGGAGAUUAUAUCAAAUUUGAGUGAAAGAGAUAUAGAAGAGUUAUGUCUUGGCUCACGACCCAUCCCAAACUCCUGCUUCGGUCUCUUAGAAUCUCUGACGGUGGAUGGUUGUCAGUUUUUAUCAAAUGUACUUCUACCAUUCAAUUUACUCAUUUCCCUAACUAAUUUGGAAACAUUAGAAGUUCGAAACAGUGAUUUUGUCAAAACCAUUUUCGAUGUUAAAUGUACAACACAAAACAGAGAUGUGACUUCUGUGGGACAAACCCUUCCUUUUUCCCUGAAGAAACUGACUUUAUCCAUGCUACCGAAUCUGGAGAAUGUUUGGAAUGAAGAUCCUCAUAGAAUUUUAAGUAUGCACCAUCUAAAACAAGUGUUGGUUGAUAAUUGUAAAUGUCUUACAAGCCUGUUUCCGGCAUCGGUAGCCAAAGAUUUUGUGGAACUUGAACAUCUAGAAGUGAAAGACUGUGAGGGAUUGAUGACUAUUGUUGCAGAGGAUAAUACAGAUCCAAGCGGAACAAAGCAAGAGCUCCCCUGUCCCCCUGUAUGGUCAUUGCUACUGAGGGGUUUGCCCAAGUUCAAAUAUUUUUACUACAGCUCGCUGCAGUGCGAUAAUUUUGCCACUGAGAAUGAAGUCUACGUAGAAAAGUGCUUAUCACUGGGAGAAAAAGGUCUGGAGAUGAUUUUAAGUGGAGAAUUUCAGAGAGAUCUUUUAUACAACUUAAAAGUUCUUGCUCUCUGGUUUGAGAGGGAUGUAUUUCCACAUGAAAUUCUAGAACAGGUGCCCAAUAUAGAGAAGCUUUUGCUGUGUGGUGGUUCCUUCAGGGAGAUGUUUUGUUGUGAAAGUUCUAAUAAUGUGGAUUAUAAUGGACUUCUAUUACAACUGAAAGUAUUACACUUGGAGUCCCUCGGAAAUCUCAUUUCCAUUGCAGCAUGCAAACUCACUUUUUCCAAUUUGACAUAUUUAAACGUAAAAGGUUGUAAUAACCUACGAUAUUUGUUUACAUCCUCAGCGGCCAAAAAUUUAGGUCAACUCAAAAGAAUGGAAAUAAAAUGGUGUGAAUCAAUUGAAGAGAUAGUGUCUAAGGAGGUGGAGGACUCGUCAAAUGAGGAUGAGAUAAUAUUUCCACAGCUCAAUUGUUUGAAUUUUGAAUAUUUAGAAAAUCUGAGAAUAUUCUACCAAGGCAACUUAAGUUUCCCAUCCUUAGAAGAAUUUUCAGUAACAGAUUGCCACCAGCUGAUAACUUUAAGUACAGGUACGCUAGAAGUACACAAGUUGUCUCAUGUUACAAUUGAUUCCAAAGAGAUUAUUUUUCCAUUAAAAAGUGAUCUCAACACUAUUAUGCGGAAGACAUUUCUCGCUGAGAUUUCAGAGCUUGAGCAACUUGAUCUGGAAAGCAGUCCAAAACUACAAAAGAUAUGGCAUGACUUGGUGUAUAUCCCCGACUUGUGUUUCAGUGAGUUGACCACAUUGAUUGUGUACAAUUGCCAGUUUUUAUCUGAUGUAGUGCUACCCUUCCAUCUACUUCCUUCACUACCCAAAUUGGAAACAUUGCGAGUUCAAAACUGUCAUUACGUUAAAGCCAUAUUUGAUGUAAAAUGUGCACAAGAAAUAGUGACUUUUCCUCUGAAGAAAAUGGUUUUAUGGGAACUGCAAAAUCUGAAGAAUGUUUGGAAUGAAGAUCCUCAUGAAAUUCUAACCAUGCAUCAAUUACAAAAUGUAUAUAUUAAGAAAUGUAAGGGCCUUACAAGUGUGUUUCCGGCCUCAGUAGCCAAAGGUAUUGUGAAACUUAAAAAGCUAACUGUGAAACGUUGUAAGGAAUUGAUGACAAUUGUUGCAGAUAUGAAAGGAACAAAUGUGGAGGUUAAGUUUCCCUGUCCUUCUGUUAGAUCAUUGAAAUUACGACGUUUGCCCAGGUUCAAGUAUUUCUACUACUGCUCACUCAAAUCUGACGUUUAUACGCAUCUAGGAUCACACAAUGAGGAUCGAGUCGCAACUGAAAAGUGCCUGUCACUGGGGGAAAAGGGAAUGGAGAUGAUUUUAUACGGAGAGUUUCAGAAAAGCCUCCUUUACAACUUAAAAGUCCUUACCCUCUAUUUUCAGUCGGAUGUAUUUCGAUAUGAAAUUAUAGAACAGGUUCCCAAUAUAAAGAAGCUUGUGGUGCGUGAUGGUUCCUUCAAGGAGAUGUUCUGCUCUCAAAAUCCUAAUUAUAAUGUGGAAUAUAGUGGAGUUCUAUCACAACUGAAAGAAUUACGAUUGGAUUCCCUUAAAGAGUUGGUUUCCAUUGGGUUAGAUAACUCUUGGACUCAUCCCUUUGUCAGAACUCUAGAAACCUUUGAAGUCAUUAAAUGUUCAAGUUUAGAAACCUUGGUAGCUUGCAAAGUAGCUUUCUCCAAUCUUACAUAUUUGAACGUGGAAAGUUGCAAUAGCUUAUCAUAUUUGUUCACAUCCUUAACAGCCAAAAGUUUGCUUCAACUCAAAAGAAUGGUGAUAAAACAGUGUGAAUCAAUUGAAGAGAUAGUACUGUUUAUGGAGGCGGAUGAAGCAGACGAGGAUAAGAUAAUAUUUCCGCAUCUUAAUUGUUUGAAUAUUGAAUAUUUAACAAAUCUGAGAAGGUUCUAUAGAGGGAGCUUAAGUUUCCCGUCCUUACAGGAACUGUCAGUAACAGAAUGUGACAAGAUGAUAACCCUAUGCACAGGAACGCUAGAAGCAGAUAAGUUAUCACAGGUUACAGUUGAUAUCUCAGAGACUAUUCCAUUGCAAACUGAUCUCCACCUUACCAUGCGAAAGAAAUUUCUGAGAAAGAAUGGAUGGCAACAGAGCCUUGAGUUCAGAGAUAGGGCAGACCUACACGAAAUAUGGCGUGUCUCACUGCAGAUCCCAUACUUCUGCUUCAGAGGCUUGAGCAUCUUGGUUGUGGAUGGAUGCCAAUUUUUAUCAGAUGUCCUACCCUUCAGUUUGCUUCCUUUAUUACCUGGAUUGAAAACAUUGGAAGUUCAAUACUGUUAUUCUGUCAAAACCAUAUUUGAUGUCAAAUGCACGACACAAGCCGCAUUAAUUACUUUUCCUCCUCUAAGGAAAUUGGUUUUAUGGAAGCUGCCAAAUCUGGAAACUGUUUGGAAUGAAGAUCCUGCUGAAAUUGUUAAUCCAGCUCAUCCAAAACAUACAAAUCUUAAGCUUACGUUCCCCAGUGUGACCUCACUCACACUAUGGGAUUUGCCGAAGUUGAAGCGUAAUAGUAUAUAUUGCAUUCAUGAUUCAACACCAACAUUUGAGCUAAUUACACCCAACUUACAGCGUCUAUCAGUGGGUGAAGAUGAAUUGAAGAUGAUUGUGGAUGGAGAAUUUCAGGAAAAUCACUUUAACAAGUUAAAAAUUCUUACUCUGUGCUUUCUUACUGAGUCCGGUGUAUUUCUUGAAUUUCUACAAUUGGUACCAAAUGUAGAGAACCUUAUAGUGUACGGUGGAUCCUUGAAGGAGAUUUUCUGCUCUCAAAGUUCUAAUAAUGUUGAUUACAGUGGACUUCCCUUACAGUUGAAAGGAUUACUGUUUGAAUCACUUGGAGAAUUGAUUUCCAUUGGGUUCGAGAACUCUUGGACUGAACCCUUUGUAAGAAAUCUAGAAACCUUUGAAGUCAUUAGCUGUUCAAGUUUAAAAAACUUGGUUGCAAGCAAAGUGUUUCUCUCCAAUCUGACAUAUUUAAAAAUUGAAAGUUGUGAUAACUUGUCAUAUUUAUUCACAUCCUCAACAGCUAAAAGUUUGCGUGAACUCAAAGAGAUGGUGAUAAAAAGGUGUAAAUCAAUUGAAGAGAUAGUAUCCAAGGAGGGAGAAGAAUGGUGUGAGGAUAAAGAAAUAAUAUUUGAGAAGUUGCAGGUUUUGUAUCUUAAAAGCUUAGAUGAACUGAGGUGCUUUUACCCUGGCAAUUUUACUUUAAGUUUUCCAUCCUUGGAGAGAAUCCACGUCAUCAACUGCAGCUCCAUGAAAACUUUCAGUGCAUUCAACGAAAUAGAUCAUUUCACACAGUGGUAUAAUGCAGAAUAUGCGAUACCCUUCGAGGAAACUGAUCUUAAUUCUGCUGUGCAUAGAACUCAUGAAGAAGAGGUGAUACCACCAGAAGAAGGUGAUCUUAAUACUGUUGUGCACAGAACUCUUGAAGAAGAGGGUCUUGAUCAUUGGAGUUUCUCAAGUCUAAGUUCAUAUAGUGAUGGAUAUAAAGAUGGUGAUUCAGUUUAUGACAGCAUACCAUGAUUAUCAGUCUGAUUACUGUUGAAUAUGAGUUGCCGAUUCCAAUAUUUGCAGUAAUAAAGAGGAGAUUGAAGGCAUGAAGAUAUGAAGAUGAAUAUGCCUCUGUUUUCCUACGCAUGUCUGUAUGUUCAACAAAUAAAAAGUGUGUCACAUUCUAAAACGUCUGUAUGUUCCACUUAAUUAAUGAUGAUGAAAUACAUUCUUCUAUUGCAUAUACUAUUUGGGAUCGUAAGUGUUAUACGGCUAUGACCGUCUAAAACGAUGAAUUGAUGAAGUGUGUCACUAAAUAUUGACAUUGACGGUUUAAAUAUGUAUGUAUGUUGUAUUUUAUA